Aegilops tauschii subsp. strangulata is the source of this 1636-nucleotide messenger RNA. RefSeq names its product patellin-6. Gene Ontology annotation, molecular function: lipid binding. Lineage: Eukaryota; Viridiplantae; Streptophyta; Magnoliopsida; Poales; Poaceae. The record is from RefSeq and is a predicted model, not a curated record.
AGUGAGCUCAGAGCAGAACAGCGGACGCCGGCCACACCACGCUCACGCCACCAUCAUAACACCACUCCCACGCUCCACUCCGACUCCCGUCGCGUUCCAUUUCAAAAACGCCACCUUUCGCCCCCUGCAUUUCCACCAGAGCCUACAUGUCUCCGACCACCGCCGCAUCCCCCGCGCCGGCGCCGGCAACCGACGCGCUCCCGAAACCUUCGCCAGGGGCGAAGCGCAGCCUGAUGGGAUCCCUCAUCGACGCCACCGCGCUGCUCCGGGCGGCCUCCUUCAAGGAGGACUCGUACGUGGCCGCGGCGCUCCCGGCCUCGGACCUCCGCGCGCUCGCCGACCUCAGGGCGCUCCUCGCCACCCACCCGGACCAAAUCUCCAUCUGGGGCGUGCCGCUCAACCCGCCUAGCGACGCCCCCGCCGACGAACGCACCGACGUGGUGCUCCUCAAGUUCCUCCGCGCCAGGGACUUCCGCGUCCGCGACGCGCACGCCAUGCUGCUCCGCUGCGCCGCCUGGCGGGCCGAGUUCCGCGCCGACGCCGUGCUGGACGAGGACCUCGGGUUCAAGGACCUGGAGGGCAUCGUCGCCUACAUGCACGGCUGGGACCGCGAGGGCCACCCCGUCUGCUACAACGCCUACGGCGUGUUCAAGGACCGGGACAUGUACGACCGUGUGUUCGGCGACGGCGACCGCCUCAGCCGGUUCCUCCGGUGGCGCGUCCAGAUCAUGGAGCGCGGCGUGCGCUCGCUCCAGCUCCGCCCCGGCGGCGUCAACGCCAUCAUACAGGUCACCGACCUCAAGGACAUGCCGAAGCGAGAGCUCCGCGCCGCGUCCAACCAGAUACUCUCCCUCUUCCAGGACAACUACCCCGAGAUGGUCGCCCGCAAGGUGUUCGUGAACGUGCCGUGGUACUUCUCCGUGCUGUUCUCGAUGAUCUCGCCCUUCCUCACGGAGCGCACCAAGAGCAAGUUCGUCAUCGCGCGUGAGGGCAACGUCGCGGAGACGCUCUUCAAGUUCAUCCGGCCGGAGCUGGUGCCGGUGCAGUACGGCGGGCUGAGCCGCUCAAGCGAGCUGGAGAACGGGCCGCCCAAGCCGGCGUCCGAGUUCACCAUCAAGGGCGGCGAGAAGGUCUUCCUAGAGAUCGACGGCAUUGAGGCCGGUGCAACAAUAACGUGGGACCUGGUCGUCGGCGGCUGGGAGCUAGAGUACGGGGCGGAGUACGUGCCGGCGGCGGAGGGAGGCUACACGCUGUGCGUCGAGAGGACCAGGAAGGUCCCGGCCGCCGCCGACGAGCCCGUGCACAACGCCUUCACGGCCAAGGAGCCCGGCAAGAUGGUGCUCUCCAUCGACAACUCCGGCUCACGGAAGCGGAAGGUCGCCGCCUACCGCUACUUCGUGCGCAAGCCGUCGGCGUAGGCUCACCCUGCUGCUCGACUACUGUGGCCGGCGGCUUGCCGGCCGGCUGGUGCUUUGCUUUGCUCGUCUCGGAGAGGAGAUUAAUUUAGGUCUAUUUAAUUAGUGCUAUAAUAUGAUAUGCAUGUAUUAUGCCAUAUGUAGAAUAUAUUGUAUGAGCCGUGGGAUCCUACUUGUCAUCAUCGUUAUAUAAGCUAAUGAGUUAAGUUUUUUUGGGGGAA